AUGACUUUGCCUUUCUCGGCACUGACGCGACUAGCUCCGUGCCGCCUUCCUUUGUUCCUGGGCGGAGCUUGCGAGGCGUGGUCCCUCUUCGCACUGGCGGCCUCGGCUUUCCCGGGGGUCCGCUUUCCCGGGCUGGGUUGUCAGCUCCAUCUCUCGAGUCUCCUCCUUUGGCGCCUUCUGAUUUCUUCCCUGGCCCUGGGGUUGUCGCCGGCGCCGCCGCCGCCUCUGCCGGGCCCCCCGUUGGCCGGUCUUUUCCGCUGGGCGUUCCUGCCCAGCCCCUGGCUAGGCAACGCAGAGGUGCAGAAGACUGCAAACCGAAUUAAGUGA
Molecule: messenger RNA, 327 nt
Organism: Volvox carteri f. nagariensis
Lineage: Eukaryota; Viridiplantae; Chlorophyta; Chlorophyceae; Chlamydomonadales; Volvocaceae
Exons: 4
Coding region: 1-327 (108 amino acids)
Source: RefSeq, a predicted model, not a curated record